UAACCCGGAAGUAGUACCUGUGGCUCUUUAACAGGGCAGGAAGAGUGCACCAAUAUAACUGACAGUUAGCUAUCAUGGCGCUUGAUGUAAAGUCCAGAUCCAAACGCUACGAGAAACUGGAUUUCCUCGGAGAGGGUCAGUUUGCAACAGUGUACAAAGCCAGAGACAAAACGACUGAUACUAUAGUUGCCAUUAAAAAGAUCAAGGUUGGUCACCGUACUGAGGCUAAAGAUGGUAUUAAUAGGACUGCUCUCAGAGAAAUCAAACUGCUGCAGGAACUGCAUCAUCAAAACAUUAUUGGGCUGCUUGAUGCCUUUGGACACAAGUCCAACAUCAGCCUUGUGUUUGACUUCAUGGAAACAGAUCUGGAGGUGAUAAUCAAAGACACCAGUCUAGUCCUGACUCCAGCCAACAUCAAAGCCUACAUCCUCAUGACCCUACAGGGAUUAGAGUAUAUGCACCAACACUGGGUCCUUCACAGAGAUCUGAAGCCCAAUAACCUGCUGCUGGAUGGAAAUGGAGUGUUGAAGUUAGCUGAUUUUGGUUUGGCAAAAGCAUUUGGAAGCCCAAACAGAGUCUACACACAUCAAGUGGUCACCAGGUGGUACCGCUCCCCUGAGCUCCUGUUUGGUGCCAGGAUGUAUGGUGUGGGUGUUGAUAUGUGGGCAGUGGGAUGCAUCCUUGCAGAGUUACUUCUUCGGAUACCAUUCCUUGCUGGAGACUCAGACCUUGACCAGCUGACUAAGAUCUUUGAGGCUCUUGGGACCCCCACAGAAGAGACAUGGCCUGGAAUGAGUAGUCUACCAGACUAUGUGUCCUUCAAAAUAUUUCCUGGCACACCUCUUGAGCAUAUAUUCAGCGCGGCUGGAGACGACUUACUGGAGCUGCUACAGGGUCUGUUUACCUUUAACCCCUCCACGAGGAACACAGCGACACAGGCCCUGAAGAUGAGAUACUUCAGUAAUCGACCUGGUCCCACUCCAGGUCCUCAACUCCCCCGACCCAACUGUUCAGUGGAAGCUCUGAGGGAGAAGGAAACAGUCGGGCUGAAGAGGAAAAUUGAGGGCCUGGAGACAACUGUGAUGAAGAAGAAGCUCGUUUUCUGAACAGGAUGAAAAACAGCAGAUGAUGCGUCUUCAGCCCGUUGUCGGGCUCAGCUUUCCCAUUGUUUCUCAGGAUUCUUCACCAAAAUGAAAUAAAUAGUAAACCGGCGGUGGGAAGGAGGCUCAACUGAGCUGGACCUGAGGACAUUUUAGAGGUUGUUGCCGUGAUAGCGAUAGCACUUGAGAAAUAUGCCCAGGGUUUGUAUCAAAGUAUCUGCUGUGCUCAGCAGAGUUCAGCAGUGAAUCUUUUGGUUCAACAGAUGCUGUUUAUGGUCAGUUGUUUUGACUCCUUCAGUGGUGCCUGCUGGAAUAUUUCUAUUUAUAUGGCAGGAAGAGGGAAAAACAAAACUAGAAAGCUUGAUUGAAUUCAUGUUUGUGUAUUUUUUUUAGUUUUUGUUUUUUUUGUAUGUAAGACCAAUAAAAUGGUGCAAAUGAA
This is a messenger RNA of Labrus mixtus (cuckoo wrasse), 1539 nucleotides long. It is a transcript of the gene cdk7, whose product is annotated as cyclin-dependent kinase 7. The record is from RefSeq and is a predicted model, not a curated record. The coding region runs from base 75 to 1106 and encodes 343 amino acids. Gene Ontology annotation, molecular function: RNA polymerase II CTD heptapeptide repeat kinase activity; ATP binding; cyclin-dependent protein serine/threonine kinase activity. The transcript is spliced from 12 exons. NCBI's taxonomy places the organism in Eukaryota, Metazoa, Chordata, Actinopteri, Labriformes, Labridae. Gene Ontology annotation, cellular component: transcription factor TFIIH holo complex; transcription factor TFIIK complex; cytoplasm. Gene Ontology annotation, biological process: positive regulation of transcription by RNA polymerase II; protein phosphorylation.